Apodemus sylvaticus (European woodmouse) is the source of this 849-nucleotide messenger RNA. It is a transcript of the gene Ermn, whose product is annotated as ermin. Gene Ontology annotation, biological process: regulation of cell shape; actin filament organization; regulation of cell projection organization. Lineage: Eukaryota; Metazoa; Chordata; Mammalia; Rodentia; Muridae. The transcript is spliced from 3 exons. The record is from RefSeq and is a predicted model, not a curated record. Bases 1 to 849 code for a protein of 282 amino acids. Gene Ontology annotation, cellular component: extracellular exosome; internode region of axon; filopodium. Gene Ontology annotation, molecular function: actin filament binding.
AUGACAGAUACUCCUGUGACCCUGAGUGGGACAGAAUGCAAUGGGGACAGACCACCUGAGAAUGGCCAACAGCUUGGCAGUCAAACCAGGACGGAGACAACUGAUGCAGAUGAGACCCAACCAUACUACAGGGUUGAACCCAGUCUUGAAGAUUUACCUGCAAAAGAAAGUCAAGAAGAAAGUGGAAAUACUAAAGGGAAUAUACUACCCAAAGGGUCUGAAGAUGAGAAGAUUCUCAAUGAAAACCCAGAAGAGAACCUCUUUGUUGUUCACCAGGCCAUCAGAGAUCUUUCUCUCCAAAAAACAAGUGCAGAAGACAUGGCUUUCCAAGAAGGGCAUCCGUGGAAGAAGAUUCCUCUGAACAGCAGUAACCUGGAAGUGGGUAGACAGAAGGAAAGAACUGUCCACCAACAUCUAGAGCACAGAGAAGAUGAGAGCACAGCCCACCAGGCAACUGAAAUCGAAUGGCUGGGCUUCCAGAAAUCUACUCAAGUUGACAUCUUGCAUUCUAAAUGUGACGAGGAAGAAGAGGAAGUGUGGAAUGAAGAAAUAAAUGAGGAAGAUGUUGAUGAGUGUGCUGAGGAGGAAGAUGAAGUCCGAGUAAUAGAAUUUAAGAGAAAGUACAGAGAAUGUUCUCCAUCAAAAGAGGAAAGCCUUGCAAGGGAGGACUCUCCACUAAGCAGCCCCAGCUCCCAACCCGGGACCCCCGAUGAGCAGCCAGUGUUCGGAAAGAAGGGAGAUAUCGCCAGGAAUUCUUAUUCCAGAUACAACACGAUAUCCUAUAGGAAAAUCAGGAAAGGCAACACCAAACAGAGAAUUGAUGAGUUUGAGUCAAUGAUGCACUUAUAA